GUGACAUCAUCGUGUCGGGAGGAGGCGACGGCGGAGUUACGGCCGCUUGACAGAAGAAGAAGAAGCAGCAGCAGCAGAAGAAGAAGAAGAAGAAGAUGAUGAAGAUGAAGAGGAGGAGGGUGUGAAACAGUCUAUGGGUGUGACCAGCGUUUACCUGUCCGCUGUUUCACCUGGAGCCGUCGGUCGUGACUCUACCCGCCGCCCGUCGAGUGUCCUCCUCCGGCCGUGAGACGUGGAAGUGUGGCUUCCGUCCGGAGCGGAGCUGGAGCUGGACCUGGAGCUGAAGCUGAAGCUGAAGGAUGCUAAGAAGACCCUGACUCGUGGCCCCAACAUGAGUGUGACGUCAUGGUUCCUGGUGAGCAGCUCUGGCACACGCCACCGGUUGCCACGAGAGAUGAUCUUUGUUGGCCGGGAUGACUGCGAGCUAAUGCUGCAGUCUCGCAGUGUGGACAAGCAGCACGCUGUGAUCAAGUAUGACACGAACAACGAUGAGCACAUGGUGAAGGACCUGGGCAGUUUGAAUGGGACGUUCGUGAAUGACCUAAGAAUCCCCGACCAGACAUGCAUCACCUUGAAGCUCUCAGAUGUGAUUCGAUUUGGUUACGAUGCUCAUGUAUAUAUCCUGGAGAGGAGUCAACACAAGGUCCCAGAGGAAGCUCUUAAACAUGAGAAGUACACCAGCCAGUUGCAGAUCGGUGUAAAGGACCUGGAGGCCAAGACGAAAGAAAAACAGCAGCUCCAGUCUUCAGAGAAGAGCAAACACUCUCUUUUCAAUGUCAAACUGCAGGACAAGGCUGAGCGAAGAGCCCAAUCACUCACAGCUACCACCGAUUCUCCGAUAUCCAAGCCCACUCCUCUGUAUGGCCAGCCAUCGUGGUGGGGGGAGGAUGAUGACCCUGCCAACAAAAAGCAAAGCAGAGGUGGAAAAUUGCCAGAACAGGAGUCUCCAGAGCAUGGUAAAGAUGUGACAAAAUAUGAGGUCAACGGUUCUCUGUCCGAGAGUCACGCCAAGUCCAUCUUCUCCUACCGCCGGGAGCCCAGCUACUUUGAGAUUCCUACGAAGGAGUUCCAGCAGCAUCCUGCCAAAAAGCCUGAGUCGCAAGUGCACGAGGUUCCCACAAAGGACACCCCCGAUCCCACCCAGUGUGUCCCUUCCACCCCCACACCUCCCGUGGUCCAGAGCCAUGCUUCCUUCACCAUCGAGUUCGAUGAAUGCACACCAGGUAAAAUGAAGAUCAAGGAUCAUGUGACAAAGUUUUCUUUCCGCCAGCAGAGAAAGCUGCCCUCUACGGAGGUUGUUACCACACCCACUGAGGUGAUGUCAGUAGAAAGCAAAGUUGCUGAUUGGCUGGUCCAAAGCAAUGCUAGCAUGAUGAGGAGGAGGUCACAGGCUGAGGACAUGUACAGCACAAUCAGUGACCCGUCAUUUCUGAAGAACACCAAGGCAAACCCCCGUGAAGAUGGCACCCACAGUGAUUCAGGGGAUCCUAUAAUCAAUGGGAAUGAUUUUCUCCCAUCAGAACAUCAAACGGGGUCCCAGGUUUCUCCACAAUCUAAGAGAAGCCCGACCCCACAACAGCUCACCACCCCUGACUCUGAGGAGCCUUUGUCCUCCUCUCCUCCAGAGUCACAGUCCCUCUCCAGUCUUGACAAGACUGAGCCACAACAGGCUUAUGUCAUUGAAUUCUUAGAUGAGAACCCAAGAAAAAAACGCUCCCAGUCGUUCACCAAUAACUCUUCCCCGCCUGAGCCCUCAGGCCUCAGGGUGCAGCAGGAGAAAGGAAAGAAGAGCUUAAGCCCUUCUGCGGAGAGACAAGUCUCCACCACCCCACCAACCCAACGAUACACUGUCCCCCUGAAGGGCCUCGCUUCCACAGGUCCCCAAAGAGCUGGCUCAUUACGAAGGGAGAAGACAGAAGACCGAAUCAGCACCAACUUUUCCUCCCGCUCUUCGCCUUCUGUCCCUGCAAAGCCCUUCUGCAGUGUGGGCCGGAGAUCCAAACUCGCCCAGGAAUUCACAGCUGAAUUGCACAAACAGGCAAAAAAGGUCCUUUCUUCCAGCUGGGAGAAAACUACGUCUAGUUCCCCUCCAGCAGCGAAAACAGAGGCAGUUGUAAAAUCACAGGCCAGUCCCCCUCCACUUAAUUCUACCUACCAGCCACAGACUUCCUCUCCUAUCCACAAGCCUAUUCCCCUCAAGGUCCCUGUGAUGCCCCCAGCGUCUCACCUUGUGGAAGUCAAGAGCCCCCUUCUCAGCCCCAGAGCCGAAGAGGACGACUGUCUGAGUGAUGCAGGAACUUACACCAUCGAAGCAGAUAUCCAAGAUAAAGAGCUGGAAGAGGCACGGAGCAAGAUUGACCAGGUGUUUGGUGUUGUUGAGAGCCCAGAGCGAACCAACCAGAGUGAAGCAGAAACAUCAUCAGCAUUUAGGCCUGUUAUUGGGCAGGGCAGGGAGCAGCAUAGUCUGAGUAGCAGUGGGCAGGUUCAGCAAGCAGCUGCAGUGUUACAGGGGGCUCCUAAGUGGAUGUCUUGCUGGGCCAGCUUGGCAGACAGCUACACAGAGUCUGGCCCCUCGUCUGGCCUCUUUGACAUCCCUUCCCAGAUGGAGCUGUCAGGAGGGGCACGAGGUACAAUCAUCAGCCAGGCCUCUCUCAGCCGCAGCUAUGACAGUACAGACUCAAGGGCUCGACGCAUCCUGCCCCAGGUACCAGUGGGGGAGAAGAGUGACUUUACAACUCCCAGCAUUCAUGUUCAUUAUGACCCCCAUUCAACAUUCAAUGUAGAAGAGAAUAGCCUAGUGGGCCGCACACCAGAGGAUGGCAUUCACAGGUUGUUAGUGCAGGACGAGGUAGAGCCUGACAGCCUGAGUGACGCCAGCAAGUCCAGUGAUGGUUCCAUCAUAGAGCAGAGGAGGAGACAGCUGUCGGACUCAGAAGAGAAGAAACGUGACGAGAAGUCCAGACUCUCAACCAAGCCUACAUCAUUCUACAUCGAGUCAGACGAAGCUCCGUCCAAACCAGAAUAUGGAGGCUUCAAACCCAGCACGCCUAAGGCUGAGAAGAAACUUGCAAACAAAACUUACUCAACAGUCACCAUGACCAAACAGAGAGGUAACCAGGACUUUGGAAAAGUCAAACCCAGCGCAUCGGCUCCUAUCCUGAGCGAGAGUGCUCAGAGUCCAGAGUACAAAGAGGCCAGGGCAGUAUCUCCAUUAAUCAGACAAGAGAGCUUCACCAAGGAGCGGCCUAGCAACCCCAGAUUGCCCAACAUUUCUAGCCAGUCUGCUCAGAAGGAUCCCGACCCUGAAUUAUUCCCGAGAGCCUGCAAUCAGGACACUCACUCUUACCUGAAAGAGACGGAGGAUGUUCUGGCUGUUCUGGAGGCCAAACUUAAAGCAGGACAAUCAGGAAGCACUCCCUCUCCAGUAAUGGACUCUCUCUCUGCGGAGUCUGAUGUGGAUACCUCCAGCACAGUCAGCCAGCAUAGCAAUAAAACCAAGCAAAACACACUGGCGAAAAAACCCUCUGUUAUUGGCCUCCAUAGGGAUAGGUCUUCAGCCAGUAUAGCGAGUCAGGACGCAAACCAUCAGUCCGUGUUGUCAGAAAGGCGUCGUCCUCAGCGAGCUGACAGCAGCAGUAAGACUGAGUCUUUCAGGAGGCCAGUUGGACUGAGACGUAGUGUUGGGAAAUGUGGUUCCACAGAUCUGAGUGAUGACCCUCACAGCUUACCUUACUCUGAUCAGGAGUCUAACAACUACCAAGCCCGCAAAAAAUACACCACGACCCAUCAGAAGGAGGACGCAAAGCCCACCAGAGUGUCUCAGGCCUUGAGUCGUGCCAACAGUUUGACGGCUCCGAGACCCACCAGGGCAUCCAUGCUGCGUCGCGCUCGCUUGGGAGAGGCCUCAGACAACGAGGGCACGGAGACGGACAGGCUGUCCCAGGAGGCGGCCAACAUCCUGGCUAAGCAGCCGCAGGAAACCAAGAAACUCACCAGGCUUGAUAGGCUGGCGAUGCCUCGUAAGCGGACGGGCUCAUUCAACACGACCAGCGACACCGAGUCGUCCUCCGUCCCACAGGGGGUGGGCAGGAGCUCAGGAUUCUCCAACCGCAGCACAGAGUCUGGCAGCAGCUCUGUUCGACGGGCCUCUACUUCGGGAUUAAAAUCCGUGGAAAGGCCGCAGAAAGCAGUGCUCAACAAGACUCCAAUCACCCGCGGACGUUCAAGCAGUGCCAAAUAUGCCAGCAGCACGGCAAGCUCCAGGAUGCGACAGCAAGGCUCUGACUAUACCUCUACCUCAGACGAGGAGUACGACUCAAACCAGAGCACCCCUAAACACAAACGCUCCCAACCUUCCUCAGCUUCCAACAGUCCACGCAAUCAGCCUCGGUCCCAGCCGGUGGUCGCCCUGCAUCCGAAAGCCAGCGGAAAAGAUUCUGAGGGGGAGAACCACGAGGGAGACGCCCUCCAAACCUGGUCCACACACAGUGCUGAGAUUGCACGGUUGAGUCAAGACCUUGCUAAAGACCUCGCUAUCUUGGCCAGAGAGAUCCAUGACGUGGCGGGGGAUGGUGAGCCACAGAGCGCUGGAGCGGAGAGCAGCACGCCCAUGUCCACAGUGACUGCUCACGAACAGCUUGUUCAGCAUAUUCCAGAGGCUGGUUUGAACUAUCAGAGAGUUCCACCAAGUUCUGCCUCGGCGAGGGAACCUGAGCAGAGCUCAAGGGACCUGGAGCAGAACGGCAGGCAGCGAGCUCAGAGCCGAGACGAGCUCGUUGUGGACAAUCUGAUGCUGAACCCAGUGACUCAGAUCAUCGUGGCCAUCAGAGAAAACACUGAACAACUUGCUGAUAAAAUUAAGGUACUGUUCCAGGACAGGGCGGAUAUCUGGGAGCAAAUUGAGGCAAAGAUGAACUCUGACAAUGACGUCCCUGUCGUCAAAACCUCCAACAAGGAAAUCACAUCAAUCUUGAAAGAACUCAGGAGAGUUCAGCGACAACUUGAAGUCAUCAACACAGUCAUGGAGCCCGGUGGGCAGCCGGAAGCAUCGAAGGCCUCUUCCUCCUCAUCUGGAGUUCGCCUCUCCAGAACUCCUUCAUCGCGAGACUGGAGAACCGUCCAUUCCAUCUCUAGAAGAGGUGGCGGCCCGAGGCCCAGUGAGAGCGUCAGGAGAGCAGCGGUGACACCAGACGAUGUCAGACAGGGAUAUUUAGUCUGAGGUCGCACACGGCCCUGAACUUCAGCUGUGGCCUCGCACACGCAGGUGUUGGACCAUUGUGUUCAAAAUGAAAACAACAGGGAGGAUGUGAGACUCGAUUCACGGAACCGUACCUUCCUGCACAUGCACACAUACACACUACUGCACUAUGAGCACUUCACACCUACACAGCACUGUAACACACGGUGCCUAACGCCCUUAAAAUCUGCUCAUUUACAGGCUGACAUAUGCGGUGAUGAUUUGAGGAAGUAUCAUACUCCUCCCCCCCCCAUCUGAAAGUCCUUGAAUAUAGACUUGAUUCUCUGUUAGAGAUCGUCCUCAUUAUUUACCAAUGAUAUGACCAACAUGGCUGAUUUUAAAAGCUCUAUGUUAUUACUUGGUGUAAUUGAAAACCGACCUGAGCUAAAUCAACUCAGGGAAAGUUAUUAUCAAAUCAUACAUUUGUGUUUAGUGAUAUUUUGAGGAAAUAGAACAUCUUCGUCACAGAUGUUAGUGAACUGUGUUUGUUUACUCCGUAAACCCAUUGCAUUUCCUUUAUAUAUUUUCUCCAUUGAUUUUGUCUGUGUUUGCCAGUUUUCUCUUUAUAGACCAGAUUUGUGGAAGAAUGUAAAAAGUAUUUAUUAGGGGUGUUCUGUGACACACUGGUAUUUUGUAACCGAGUCAACAUGAUUUUGGGAGCGAGCUGGUAGACCAGCUCAUCUUACACUACACCGUUAACACCAGACAAUCUAUUGUGUAUUUAUUCCGUUAUUUCCCUGAACCAUCUUCAGUACAUUGGCAUCAUCUGUUUUUGCUCGACUGGAGGUGAAAAUCCCUCACGAAUGUGUCUCCAUGUGGAGGCUGUGGCUGAGUCCGUGGUUCAGUCACCUGGCAACCACAAACUCAAGUGGCUGUAAAUCACCAGUAGUCGUUUUUUAAGCCCUCAAGUGCUUCUGAAAAGUGUGUUUUUAUUGAGUUAAAACACAUUUGGGGGCUUGAAACUUGUGUGUUGUUGUGUUGUCUUCUGUGACUGAAGAGGACAGUUUCCUUUGACAAUCAUAAAACAACCUUCUUUGAUCGAACUCAUCAUACACUACAUACACCAAUCAGAAGUGACCUCGUGACUCCGAGGAAAUGUCCCAUCUCAUUGGUCCUGUGACAAAAGUAAUGUAAUGACAACUUGUGUGUAAAUCAGAUCAUUAGUUUCGUUCUGUAUGUAAAUAUCUGAAGUUUUGUGUAGAUCAGACAAAAUUACCUCUAUGUCUUUUGCCGUUUGCACUAAUGUAGAACAGCAUCAUCCCCUGGACCUGAUGUUCUGCCAAAGCCUUUAACUCUCCUGUGUGUGACAGAUUGUAAAUAUCUGGUGCUGUGGGGGUUGAAGGGAGGGGGAGAAGGGCGACCCAGUACACCAGCACGUUUUUAACUUCCCUCUUCCCAGUCCAAACUCUACAUGUGAUUGUAAUUGGGAAAUACCCACAAGUGCCACAGAGCUGUGUGGGGACGACGUUUCAUGCAGCCCAGCACAGUGGUUGUUUACAAGCUCCGGCGAAACUGAAUGUUUGUCCUUCCUCGCUCCAAGUAAUGCUGCUUUUCAUCGGUGGGAUGGUGUUUCCACUAUGUUAAACUUCAUCUAAGCCACAGAAAGUCAAAGAGACAAAGAUUAACUCUGCGUCUCAUGUUUUGAUAGUAACUUUCUGUUUCCCCUCCUCCUCCUCCUCCUCUCAGAAUGAUUUAUUGUUAGAUGGUAUUUAUGUUUGGAUAUUUGUGUCAUUUGUUAGAUGGUGAUUGCAGGUUUGUUUCUUUGUUAUUUGAAAAUAAAUUUGAUGAGCAGA
Hippoglossus stenolepis (Pacific halibut) is the source of this 7029-nucleotide messenger RNA. RefSeq names its product centrosomal protein 170Ba (gene cep170ba). NCBI's taxonomy places the organism in Eukaryota, Metazoa, Chordata, Actinopteri, Pleuronectiformes, Pleuronectidae. The record is from RefSeq and is a predicted model, not a curated record. Bases 332 to 5218 code for a protein of 1628 amino acids. The transcript has 19 exons. Gene Ontology annotation, molecular function: protein binding.